UAUGCGACAGCAAACCAACAUGGCCUAUAGGCUGUCUUGAUAUUAUACCAACUUUCCAUAACAUUGCAAUUUAGCCUUGUUAUCUUAUUAUCAACUAUGUAUCUUUGGGGACGCGAUCAAGAUGGAGGUUGGUCCGGAGGGAGGCCACCAACAAAUAGCCGUGGACCUGGCAAUUCUAACCAGGCCAGCAUUUUGAUUCAAAUGUCUGCACAGGAGAAGAUGAUAGCAGAAAAAAAGCGUCAGAUUCAAGAAAAAUUGGCUAAGGCACAAAUGAAACAAUCCGAAAAAUCCAAUACCGAUCCAGGCGUUCAAAUGAAACCGACAAUGCCGCUGUUUGGAAGGCGUCCAGGUGUAGGAUUAAAGGGUAAGCCAGCAAGGGCUGUUCCUGUCUUGAAGUCUGGGGUAAUUCCAAAGAAAACAGUUGCGAGUGAACCAAGUGAAACAAGCACUUACUUUGCUGAGCUAACAAGAUUGCAGCAAACACCAAUGGCAAAUACAGCAGUUCCAGGAAAGAAGGUGCAGAGUGCUGCUCUCCUUGAGGCUGUCAGGGCUCGGGCCAGAUUUGGUAACAUCACCGGAGAAAGUGAACCACCACCACAACCACCCCACAUGUCCUUUCCACAGCCAGAAGCACAUUACAGACGUGCACGAUCAGAAUCUCGAUCCAGGUCAAGGUCAAGGUCCAGAUCUAGAUCCAGGUCAAGGUCAAGGUCCAGAUCUAGAUCUGCAUCUAGGUCAUAUAGCAAUUCCUCCAGUAGUCGUAGCAGGAGUCGACGCCGAAGUAGAGGGAGGAAACGAAGUCACAGUAGUAGAAGCAGCAGUAGAAGCAGAAGCAGGAGUUCCUCACGGAGCUCUAGUUAUUCCCGAAGCAGGAGCCGGAGUCGAAGUCGCCACAGUCGAAGCAGAAGUCGUGAUCGGUAUCAGCGCGUCCGUGACAGAGAUCAUGGAGGGUAUCGAGAUCAGGGCAGAAGAGACUAUGACAGUCAGAUUAACAAGAAACAGGAGAGAUUCCAAGAAGCCUAUGACCCUUCUGCACCCACUGAGGAUAGUCCAGUGAAACAUGAAAAAAUAGCGUUUGGGGAUCCUGAAAGAAAUUCCCCUCUGAUACCAGUAGCCUUCUCGGUGGGUCAUGGCACUGGUAACGUCCAGCACAGACCGCCACAAGUGAGCCUGCCAACACCUCCUGUAGGGCAAUAUGGGACACCCGUAGAGCCUAUGGUGAAAAAGGAGAAGCUAUCAGAUGUGUUUGAUCUGCAACCCGCAUCUCCAGCAACAGUCUUACCACCAGACAACCCCGUACACGAGAGGCCUGUGACAGACUGGCAGUGCAGAUUGCUGAGGGUACUCCAGAACUGGAGGAGGUCUUCAGAGAGCAAUACAGAAGUCAGCAUGCCAAAUACUACUUUUUAUAUGACACCUCAUGUGAGGCAUACAAGUAUUUUCGUCAAAAGAUCCAGGAAGUGUACCGAUUGUCCGCAGAUACAGGCAAUGCAGCUGACACAGAAGGAGACAAAGAUGGUACAGACGACAGGAAGCCUUUGAGGAGAAAGAAGCGUAGUCGAUGGAGUGAGGAUGCUGGUAGUGGUGUAGGACCAGCCCUGCCUGUACCAGGUGUUGCUAAUCCAGUUCUGGGUGCCCC
This is a messenger RNA of Haliotis rubra (blacklip abalone), 1639 nucleotides long. RefSeq names its product serine/arginine repetitive matrix protein 2-like. The transcript has 8 exons. Lineage: Eukaryota; Metazoa; Mollusca; Gastropoda; Lepetellida; Haliotidae. The record is from RefSeq and is a predicted model, not a curated record. Bases 97 to 1542 code for a protein of 481 amino acids.